Molecule: messenger RNA, 1974 nt
Organism: Porites lobata
Lineage: Eukaryota; Metazoa; Cnidaria; Anthozoa; Scleractinia; Poritidae
Source: the annotation of a GenBank genome assembly
AAAAUUUAAACAUGGCGUCAAGAGCGAGGACACUCGUGCACAAACUGCAUGCAGUCAGUUUGAUCAAAAGCGCUAUUGGGCAGCCCUGGUGGGAGAAAAGAACCGUAAAGUUUCUAGGACUGAACAAGCUACACAAAACAGUAAUUCUCAAGAAUACAGACACGAUAAAUGGCCAGUUACAAGCGAUUAAACACCUGAUUGAUGUCAAACCAGUAGAGAUUGUUGAAGAAGACACCGAUAAAACAUCAGGGGAGGACGGAGUGUUCUUGCGAGAAAAUGGACAGUUUCACCUCAGUACGUUCCAGGAUUACAUGAAAAAUAAUCCACGAAUGGAAAAAGUGCUACAGAGGAGACGGAAGCAAGUGGUAUGGGAAAGAAAACGACGUCGAUAACAAUUGUCAUCCACUAUCAAAAAUGUAUGCAGUUGAGUUUAUAUCCCAAACAAGGAAAAAACACUGUAAACUGGACAAUUAUCGCAUUAAUAUUUUGCAAAGACAUCUUGCUAUCAAGUUUCUGACAGCAAGAUCGCGUACAGUAAUUUGCAAGGAAUUUUUAAUAUAAGACUUACAAGCUUAUGGGAUUUUCCAGUUUUCAUCUACGACAGAAGACUUACAUGUCAAGCGUACAUGUAUAUGUUGUGGUUCAAAUUCAUCCUUGGUUUAUAUUUUAUCUUCCUUUGUUUUGGGGUAUGGUUAUGCAUGAUAAUAAGUUUGAAAUAAAAUUUAGACCAAGGAGAAAAAUUGAACUAAAACAUAUACACCAAGAAGUAGAACUGCUGACAACAGUGGAGGUCAUAGCCUAAUAUUUUACCCACAUGCUCUGGGAAUGAUAAUUGAAACUGGAAAGAAGACCUGUACUUCUAGUAACCCAGUGUGCUAGGCUAGUGUACAAUAUGGGAUCUUCCACAAACUUUUACUUCUACAAUCCCUGAUGGUUCCUGGUGGUUCAAUGCUUAUUUGGUGAUUAUUAUUUUUCCAACCACUGAAUAAAUGUUAGCUUAUGAUUGUGAAAUGCUUCUUGUGUCCCCAGGCAAUCACUGGAUCUGUAUUAAAUUCUCAACUUGACUGUAAAAGCUUCUUUUUAUGAGACAAUGGAAAUCUGACACUACAAUAACUUUAUAAAUAUCACUGUUUACUAAUAUCACCAUACCAUUUGUAACAGGAACAAUGGCUUGAGUAGAUGAUCAGUGAUGAUCACAUCGUAAAUUUGACAGGAAUUUGGUGUUUUCCUGCCAUUUCGGAUUACAUUUUACAGAAUCCCUUUGAGCUACAUUUUAUGAGAGACAACUUUGUUAGAAAUUUUCAGGUUGGUCCAGGAUCCUCCAAUUUGAAAUAUUGUAAUCUUUGCAGAUUUUCCAGUGGAUGUAUAAAGAAGGCGGCCUUGGCCCUAGUUGUUUAAAAGUUGGAUAGUGUUAUUCACCAAUUAAAUCUCUAUCCAAAGGAUAACAGCACUCAAUUGGUUUCCCUAAUAUUUAUCCACUGGAGAGGGACUUAUCUCGGGGAUAGUGCUCUCUACCUUUUGAACAACUACGGUCAGGACUUUUCUAAUUCAGGGCAGCCACAGAUAAUGUGAUUGAAGGUUUAGCGGUUACACACCCAGCCCAUACAUGUAGGGUUGAUGUUGCCUGCGUGAUGUCUCUCUUCAUGAUUCUGUGGUGUUAAGAGCUCAUUGUCAAGCUUUGAUCUUGGGCUGCAAUAAGAAGGCCUUCUGUUUCUGCCUUAAGCUUAGCACUUUUCAACCAUUCAUGAGAUAAUGAGCAAAACAUGUCCCUCUUUGACUCUUGUAGGGUACAUUAGCUUCUCUAGCCAUUCUAGGGUAAUUUUUACAAUGUGCUUGCUAUUUACAUGUAGCAUAAUUUGGUAUUGGCUCUUCUCACAAGUGCUGUGACAGAUUCGUUUUUAGCAUAGUCCAGUCUGCUAAAUCAAGUUCAGGAAAGAUUUUUAAAGGAAGUAAUGCCUACAGAUGAUGUGACAG